This is a messenger RNA of Saccostrea echinata, 1189 nucleotides long. RefSeq names its product peripherin-2-like. NCBI's taxonomy places the organism in Eukaryota, Metazoa, Mollusca, Bivalvia, Ostreida, Ostreidae. The transcript has 4 exons. The coding region runs from base 16 to 963 and encodes 315 amino acids. Gene Ontology annotation, cellular component: membrane. Gene Ontology annotation, biological process: visual perception. The record is from RefSeq and is a predicted model, not a curated record.
UCGUAGAAAAUCAUAAUGUGCAAAUGCGAACUUGAAGAAAGAGGAAGGCGUAUACUAGGAUUAUUUCUCUGCUUACUCGACGGUAUAUUGGCACUCUCUGGUGCUGCUGUUGCAGCACUGGGUCUUUAUUUGAAUUUCCAUUUAGAAUCUAAAAUGCAGUUUCUUGCUGGCUAUGAUACAGGAACUGUGCCAUCUUUUCUGAUGAUCGUUGGAAUAGCUAUGUUUAUUUCGGGUUCUCUUUUUUCGAAAGCAGCAUUUGAUUGUGCUUAUCCAGACUCUAGGGGAAGAUUCCAGUCAUUUUUAAUAUUUUUCGUAGCUGCAAAGUUUGUGUUGAUUUGGGUGGUAUUUUCUGCUUCCAUGAUGUGUUUUGCCCAUCGAUCUGUGAUUGAAGAGUCAUUGAACAACGGAUUAUUUUCCGUAUUGAAGCUGUAUAAAAAAGAUUUGGAGCUGAAAAUACUCAUAGACAAAUUACAAAUGGAAUAUUUGUGCUGUGGGAGCAACAAUUAUGAAGACUGGUUCAAAGUUAGCUGGGUUAACGAAGACUUUCUGGAUGUGGAAGAUGAAAAUAUCAAAAGUAAAAUGCAGGCUGGAAUGUAUAUGGGCCAUGAUGUUCCUUUCAGUUGUUGCCAUAUUUACACCUACAGACCAUGUGUUCACAGCAAUGUCACCAAAGGAACACGUAGUAAAUACACCCCAACAUUAAACACCAGGGGAUGUGCUGGAAUCCUCAUGGACUUCUUCGAAUCUUCCAUCUUGGAACCUGCAGGAGUUUUCAUUUUGAUGGCAUUUUUUAUUGAAAUACUUUCCACAUUCCUUGCACGGUAUCAGCAAACGUGUAUUGAUGAUGCUAACUUAAUGGAACCAACAGGACCCGGCACUGCUUGUUUAUGUCCGAACAUUGGCACUGGGGAUGCCAUGAAAUAUGUGAAAAGAGAAGAAAAGUUUAAGGAGGAAGCAGAGUGAUGAAUAGCCAAGACCUGGAGAUCCGGCUGUCCCUUUUACUGGUUUUGGCAUCACUGUUAUCCUGGAUUCGAAACUUUCAGCUAGGAAAUUGAGGACUACAACAGAAUCACUAGUAUACCGCGAUGAUGUCAAGAUUUUGCGUUUAUAAGUACACAACUUGUGUGGAAUGAAUAAUCACUUAUUCUUUACAAUGAGAAAGAGUUGAAAUAAAAUCAUUACUAAACAG